CGUUGUUGGGUUGUUUACGCGCUGGAGGCCGGGGGCAGCGCAGCACCAUAUUUUAGUAAAAAAAUAACCUCUAACAACGGUGUAGAUUCCCAUUCUGGUGUGUGAAUAAAGUUUAACGAUGCAUAACCGGUUGAUAAACGGCGGGGAGAUCCGCUCUAUCACUGACUGAACACUUUAACGCAACACUUUUCUCCUGUCCGACACCGAGCCUGAGCUCAGCUCUUCAUUCUGCUCUUUCUCCACAUUUCUCUCAUUUAUCGCUGAUUUUCACCCACUUUGGAUUUUCGGUGUGUGAGGCGCGAGAGAGAUGGGUGCGUUCUUGGACAAGCCGAAGAUGGAGAAGCAGAACGUUCAUGGCGAGGGGAACGGGCUGCGCUACGGCGUGAGCAGCAUGCAGGGCUGGCGCGUGGAGAUGGAGGACGCUCACACGGCCGUCAUCGGCCUCCCGCACGGCCUCGAGCCCUGGUCCUUCUUCGCCGUGUACGACGGCCAUGCCGGCUCUCAGGUCGCCCGCUACUGCUGCGAACACCUGCUCGAGCACAUCACCAGCAACCCCGACUUCCAGGGCAGCAGCGGAGGGGAGGAGGAGCCAAGCGUGGACCGCGUCACGUCGGGAAUCAGGACCGGCUUCCUGCAGAUCGACGAGCACAUGCGGGAGAUGUCUGAGCGGAACCGGAGUGGCUCGACGGCGGUGGGUGCCAUGAUCUCGCCGCGGCGCAUCUUCCUAAUCAACUGCGGCGACUCUCGGGGGCUGCUGAGCCGCGCCGGCGCCGUGCACUUCUCCACACAGGACCACAAACCCAGCAACCCACUGGAGAAACAACGCAUCCAGAACGCAGGGGGAUCCGUCAUGAUCCAGCGUGUGAACGGCUCUCUCGCCGUGUCCAGAGCUCUCGGAGAUUUCGACUACAAGUGUGUGAGUGGAAAAGGCCCCACGGAGCAGCUGGUCUCCCCCGAGCCCGAGGUUUACGCCAUCGAACGCUGCGAGGCCGAGGACGAGUUCAUCGUCCUGGCCUGCGACGGCAUCUGGGACGUGAUGACCAACGAGGAGCUGUGUGACUUCGUACGCUCGAGACUGCAGGUGACCGACGACCUGGAGAGAGUGUGCAACGAGAUCGUCGAUACCUGUCUCUACAAGGGAAGCAGAGACAACAUGAGCGUGGUGUUGGUGUGUUUUAGCGGCGCGCCGAAGGUUACACCAGAGGCCAUGAAGAGAGAAGCAGAACUCGACAAAUACCUGGAGAACCGAGUAGCAGAGAUCCUGAAGAAGCAGAAUGAUGACGGAGCACCAGAUCUUGUCCACGUGAUGCGAACGCUGGCAUCAGAGAGCAUCCCAAACUUACCGCCUGGAGGAGAACUGGCCAGCAAGCGAAGCGUUAUUGAAGCAGUAUAUAACAAACUCAACCCCUACAGGAAUGAGGACACAGACUCUGCGUCCGCUGAUGACGUGUGGUAGCGUUUUACAACACACGCUCCGGCUUCUCUCUCACACACACACACACACACACGCACACACACGCAGAGCGGAACGGAUGGGACGCCAGCUGAAGAGGAGGAACGAGGGAAUCAUCCCUUUACGCUCAGCUCCACUCGCGACGGGACAUUUCAUUCCUUCUUUUUUUAUUAUUUUUUUAAUCAUUUUUCUGAUAUAGUUUUGUUUUUUUUGUUUUUUGGGGCGGGGUGGUGUAAGUAAUUUGAUUCACAUCAUCGUGUGUGUUUGUAUAUUUGUUUUUGAAGUGCAAUUGUAUUAAAAAAAAGCCUGUAUCAAAUGCAGCUUGUUGUUAAAUGUAAAAAAAAAGAAAAAAAGAAGAAGAACUAAACGUUAAGAUAUUUUAAAAAAAGAGGAACCCUUUAUGCACUAUCUGCCUUGUCAUAGGAAAUGCCGACUCUCUCUCGGUAAGUUCCCUUUGGCUUGAACGCUUGUUUUCCGUGAGGCGUGUGCCGACGCCGCGUUUCUACAUCGCGAUGUUUGAGGGGAAAGACGUACCGUGUCCGUGGGACGAAGUCGAAACCACGAUCCGGAACAGGAACCCGAGGACCCGGAGACUCCGAGCGCUCCGAUUGGUCGUUGUUCUAGUGGGUGUUCCUAUCUGCCGGUUGCCACGGUUUCUCCAGUAGUGUAGCACGCCUGUAAAAGAGACACGGCGAGCUACAGGACGUACGCAAACACCACGCACUUCACCACGGGUCAGUCGUCUUCCUGCGAAAUACAAAUAAAGCAACGUUCUUGCUGGACCUAAUCGCACGGAGAACCUUUCGCUCUUUUCCCACGGCCAUCUUUUACAUCCGACACCGUGUGUACCGUGUGCCGCCGUUCCGUGUCUUGACCUAUAUCGGAAAAAACUUUUUUCCGGAGUUCUGACUGUGCAAGUGUUCACGCGUUCCCCGCAUUCGGCGGUAACUUUAGAAAACCGUUCCAAAAACACCUUCUUCUUCGUUUUUUUCUUCGUUGUUCCUCGCACCGCGUUCCCAGUUUCGACCGAAAAUAAACCGGCGGACGUGUUCGUGUUCCUGUAGCUGACAGCGCUGCCGUGACGUCAUAGGAACCGGUUAUUAUUAUUUCGUAAUUUUUUAAACAUUUUUAAAAUGUGGUUUUUUGUUGUUGAGCGUUUUCUCUGGAGUGCACACUGCUGCCCCCUUCUGGUGUGACCGCUCGGCUUUACUCCGAGUCGUCCCGAACACCACGGACUCAUUUCCGGGAGCAGAAACGCUGCGUGUCGUGCUCCGCCAUCUCCUUCUCUCGUCGUCCGCGACAGCCACGUGGUGCGUAUCGAACAUCGCAGCGUAUCGUCUAACCGAUCGUCGGCACACGCCUGACGUCACGUUCAGAUUUUUCUCCCUGCUCCUUUGAUGAAACGGGUAAACGAUAACGGCUUACAGCGCAGAGAGCUUCUUUCCCUUUUUUUAAAUGGGUCCAUUUGUUUUCUUUAUUCGUUUUGUUAUUGGUUCUUGAUUGGCACAUAGGACACAUCGCUUAAGAGAGAGAGAGAGAGAGAGUGUGUGUGUGUGUGUGUGUGUGUGUGUGUGUGUGUGUGUGUGUGUGUGUGUGUUUCAGUCCAGAUUUAAUCUUUCUUUCUGAAUAGUUGUUAAUGUUUUUGAAAAGGAAAAAAAAAUCAUGAGCUCUUCCUUACGACCAAGCUAAGCUCGAGUGUGUGUGUGUGUGUGUGUGUGUGAUGAUUUUUCCUCCACAGAACACUGUAUCAUUAUUGACCUGUUAUCAUUUUUUUUCCCUCAGAAAUGUUUGUGUUCAUUUGUUGUAUUAUAAUUGAUUGUGUAAUAUUCCUGCGCUGUGUUCCAAUUCCGCUUUAACAUUGGGAUUCAUUUUACUGAAGUGCGCCCUGGUUCACGCCCCCCAGCGCGAGUCAGAGCCCUUAUUACUGUGUAAUAAAACCGUAAUUACAAGCUAACGAAGUGAAGCGCAGAUCCGAGGAACUGAACAGCGAGACCACGUUAAUCACGGUUACGGAGCGACGUGCGUGUGAAUAAGCCACGCCCACAAUCAUAAUACACAACAAAGAAUUUCAGAAGAAAGAAAAAACCCCCCACAGAUUUGUAGGAAUUCUCUCAUUAUUAUUUAUUAUUAUUUAAGUUCAGAUAUUUUGCAGUAAGGCUCCUUUAACUGGACGUUGUUAACGGUGUUAACGAACGUUAAUAAAUGAUAAACCGACGCCCCCAGUAAACAAACCCAAGCAUGAGUACAGGUGUUAAAGCUGUGUGUCGUUAACGUUCACCGAGGUUAGAGAGUGUGUUUGUGUAUUUAUUGUUACGUGUGUGUUUGUCUGGUAGUUCGAAUCAGCGGUCAGGUUUUAGAUCACGCCGCGAGCCGCUUUAUUUGCUUCUCGUUUUAAAAAGAACAGGGAAACAAAGUCGUCAUGUUGCAGCAGUGCAUUCUGGGUAAAUUGUGCUCCUGGAGUCUUAACUUAAUUUGCGCUGAUGAGAAACACCUGAGCGGCCUUUAAGUCGGCGGCGGAGAGGAUCUGAGGACGUAGGGGACGUGGACGAGGGCGUAUUUAAAUAAAUAAAUAAAUAAAUAAAUCAGGAUUGGAACACAGCCUCGGAGCGUCUCAAGUCUUAAACCAACUGCGAGCUUACACACGUCACGCUCUGUUCUUCGACCAAGGUUUCAUUUUCCAGCUUUUGUGUGUGUGUGUGUGUGUGUGUGUGUGUGUGUGUGUGUCCUCAGCUGAUGCUUUUCCAUGUUGCUCUAUUCUGCCGUAUUCUUCUUUUUGAAUGUUUUUAUUUUUUUACUUUUUCAGCAGAGAACAAACACAAAGCUUUUGUCGUUGUUCAACUUUGUGUGUGUGUGUGUGUGUGUGUGUGUGUGUGUGUUCCUCAGGCUCUGAGACGUUUGUUUGUUUGUUGUUUUGGGGGUUUUUUGUGAAAGUCGGGAACAUGAACACCGUUUGCUGCUAGCGUGUGAUUGAUUAAUGGACUUGUUGAUUUUUUUCCCUCUUGGGUAAAUGCUGUAAACAUUUCUGUAAAAUCUGAUUUCAUUUCUGCAGAGAGAACGUCACACACACACACACACACACACACACACACACACACACACUUGAGAGAGAGAGGUGUGUUCACUGUACUAUAGAUCUGUUCAUUUCUUUUAAUCCUGGUGGUUAGUUUGUCCGUGCUGUUCGUCCUUCCUGCUGAGCCGAACCUCAACAAUAAACCAGUUUCCUACAAAA
Ictalurus furcatus (blue catfish) is the source of this 4682-nucleotide messenger RNA. RefSeq names its product protein phosphatase, Mg2+/Mn2+ dependent, 1Aa (gene ppm1aa). The record is from RefSeq and is a predicted model, not a curated record. Gene Ontology annotation, biological process: positive regulation of canonical Wnt signaling pathway; protein dephosphorylation; positive regulation of canonical NF-kappaB signal transduction. Lineage: Eukaryota; Metazoa; Chordata; Actinopteri; Siluriformes; Ictaluridae. Gene Ontology annotation, cellular component: cytosol; nucleus. The coding region runs from base 308 to 1456 and encodes 382 amino acids. Gene Ontology annotation, molecular function: protein serine/threonine phosphatase activity; manganese ion binding; magnesium ion binding. The transcript is spliced from 8 exons.